AUGGUAGGCUGCGGUGGCACAACAGGAGGCCGGAAGUUGGGAAGUUGUCCAGUGACCGAGGCCCUGGCGCAGGCGCAGGCCAUGCUUUUUGGUUCGAUGAUGAAUCCAAUGGCUGGCAUGAUGGGUAUGCCCAUGGGCUAUCCAAUGGGAAUGGACAUGUCAGCAAUGAUGGCAGGUGCCAUGCCCGGUGCUGAUGCGCAGGCGCAGCAGGCGCAGGCGCAAGCUCAGGCACAGCAGCAAGCGCAGCAGGUGCAGCAGGCGCAGGCGCAAGCGCAACAGGUGCAAGCGCAGCAAGCACAGCAGCAGGCGCAGGCCGCCCAGAAGGCAGCUGUCGCCGCUGUCGCAGCUGCCGCUGCACAGACAGGACCUGCGCUCAGGCCAAGCCAGUCGAGGAGGAGGAAGCGCCCUGGAAAAGGUCUAGAAGAGCCUUCAAGGGUGGCGACCUGGGCGAAGCCAAGGAAAACGGUGCAGUGCCCAAGGAGCUCAAUGGGGAUGCUCACAAGGAGAAACCCAAAGAAGCACCUGAAGUUCCGCCAGUCGCGCAAACUGAACAGCUUGAAGUUGUCAAGAUGGACGAGCCCAAAGAGGUCUCGGUCCCGGCAGUCGUGGCCUCGGUGGUCUCGGUUCCCAAGGACGACAGCGACAGCUCGGAGAAAGCCGCGAAGAAGAAGAAGACCUCUGACAGUUCAGAUAGCGAGAAAAAGCCAAAGAAAAAGGCGAAAUCCGAUUCCUCCAGUGAUGAGAGACGGAAGAAGAGAAAGAAAUCUGAUAGUUCUGAUGAUGGCGCCAAGAAAAAAGCCAAAGUGA
Cladocopium goreaui is the source of this 807-nucleotide messenger RNA. NCBI's taxonomy places the organism in Eukaryota, Dinophyceae, Suessiales, Symbiodiniaceae. The record is from the annotation of a GenBank genome assembly.